AUGCAUGAUGGCCUCUGCAUACCCGAAAUUCUUGCUCAAAUCUUUGCUAACAUCCACGACAAUGAUGAUUUAGCCCAAGUAGCCUUGACAUGCAAAACACUCAGCGAACCAGCGCGGGACGAGCUCUACCGACAUCUUCCAAACCUCGCAUAUCUGUUCAUGGGUCUUCCGGAUGAAAUUUGGGAAAACGAGAACACUCGGACGACGUUCCGUCGAAUGAUGCUCCCCAGUGACUGGCAGAUAUGUCGGCGCAAUAUGCACCGAGUCCAGUCCCUUGAACUCAUGGACCCAAAUCGCAGUUUUGGAGAUGACAUCGAUGACCCCGGGUCCAACGGUACGGCGCGCACAGUCGAGCAUGAAAUGCUCGCCGCUAUCUCGCAUUACUCGGGUCUGCCUCUACUUCCCAAUCUUCGAACGCUGCUCGUUGAAGGCGAGAUGUGUCCAUUGCCGUCGCUUCAGCUUCUCAUGGGGCCCCAGCUAGAGGAGCUAUCCUUCGAUAACGUCCCCUUCAAAGCCAUGCCGGUCCUGAUCCAAGCGGGUCGCAUGGCCUCUCUCAAAAGCCUGUCCUUAACCAUGUAUUUGUACUCGGGUGGGGACAUACGCCUGUUGGAUGCAGUCUUACUGGAGGCAAUUCCGGCUAUGCGGUCUCUCGAGUGUCUCUCCUUGGACAGAUGUCGAAGUCCACUGCUGCUCGAAGCCUUGGCCUCCCUCCCGUGUCUGCACACAUUAGAGCUUUCCAUGUGGGACGAGAGAGAUGGGUACCCCGAGCCCCUCGAGGAACUUGUAUUCCCCCAGCUUCGGAAACUUUCAAUUCCGAAACCGUUCCGUUUACAUCCAGCUACCUACAUUCGCAUGCUGCAGAAGAUGCGUAGUUCUGUUGGACUCACUUCACUAGAGACCGGCAUCGAUGCCCCAGAGCCAGAAUUGGAUAGUUUCAUCCGGGCACUCACCACCUCUUCCCCGGACACGGUGAUGAGAAACUUGGAAAUGACCUGUUAUUACCCCGGCUCCUUGGACUUUUCAUUCUUUCGGCCACUCUUCACCUUUCAGCACCUGACACGAUUUCUCCUCAUGACUUCAACAUUGACGAUCAACGACGACAGGCUCGCAGCGCUCUCGCUCGCCUGGCCACACCUCCGCGACCUGACCAUCCGUCUCCCCUUCACCGGGUGGCAUCCAGGCCACAAAGUGACCCUCCGAGGGCUUGCAAUGCUCCUGCACAACUGUCCCGAGCUCAGGGAGAUAAACAUUCUUGUUGACACCACAUUCGCCAACAACUCGUCGACGAACAUCCCGAUGCAGGGCGCUCCUUUCAACACCAGGAUCACAAGCAUCACGCUAGGAGAUUCGCCCAUUGACAACGCCUACUUUGUUGCUUCUUGGCUGUCCCGCAUGAUGCCCCGGCUCCGCAACAACACCUGGUGGAGAACGCAUCAAAGUGAAGAGGAAUGGGAAGUGGCUCAUCCCAAGUGGGUACGUGUAAACGAACUGCUAGGACGGCGGCCGUACCCGUAGAAUUUUCUUCUUUGCGAUGCUGUUAGCGUUGGACGAUGGCAGUGCGAUGAAAGUUCGUCUAUUACAUUAGCGACAACUAUAAAGAGCCAGAAAUGAUACCCAAUUCGCC
Molecule: messenger RNA, 1624 nt
Organism: Coniophora puteana RWD-64-598 SS2
Lineage: Eukaryota; Fungi; Basidiomycota; Agaricomycetes; Boletales; Coniophoraceae
Exons: 2
Coding region: 1-1515 (504 amino acids)
Molecular function (GO): protein binding
Source: RefSeq, a predicted model, not a curated record